AUGAAGUCCUCUCUGGCUGUAUUCGCUGGUACAUUCCUGGCAGCGGCAGUCCGGGCGCAGAACGCAGCUUACCAGCAAUGCGGCGGCUCUUCCUGGACCGGAACUACGGCAUGCGUAUCCGGAUUCUACUGUCUCUAUCAAAGCCAAUGGUACUCUCAGUGUGUUCCUGGUACGGCGAGCACGACAGCAGUCGCCAUACCUUCCUCCACGCUCAAGACCAGCACCACUUCAAAGUCCGUCGUCUCCAGCACGAAGUCUAGCACAGCUCCAUCUUCGACCAGCAGCGGGAAGUUCAAGUUCUUCGGGAUCAACGAAUCCGGUGCUGAAUUCGGCCAGGGCGCCUAUCCCGGAACCUGGGGAAAGGACUUCAUCUUCCCCUCUAACUCUGCUAUCGAUAUUUUGAUCAGCGAAGGCUAUAACACGUUUCGCGUAGCGUUCGCUAUGGAGCGCCUCGCGCCCUCUGGAAUCACGGCUGCUUUCUCCGCGGCGUACUUCGCAAACCUGACGGCGACCAUUCAACACAUCACGGACAAGGGCGCCUAUGCCGUUCUCGACCCGCACAACUUCGGCCGCUAUAAUGGGGCCAUCAUCAGUGAUGUUGCUGGCUUCAAGACGUUCUGGACCACCCUCGCUACCCCGUUCAAGGCUAACGCGAAAGUCGUCUUCGACACCAACAACGAGUACCAUGACAUGGACCAGACUCUCGUCCUGAACCUCAAUCAGGCCGCCAUCGACGGUAUCCGCGCCACGGGCGCCACCUCGCAGUACAUCUUCGUCGAGGGCAACUCCUACUCGGGCGCCUGGACCUGGGCCGCGGUGAACGACAACCUCAAGGCCCUCCGCGACCCGCAGGACCGGCUCGUCUACGAGAUGCACCAGUACCUCGACUCGGACGGCUCCGGCACCAGCGACGCCUGCGUGUCGGGCACCAUCGGCCUCGAGCGCGUCACGAGCGCGACGGCCUGGCUGCGGGCGAACGGGAAGCGCGGCAUCAUCGGCGAGUUUGCGGGCGGCGCGAAUGCACAGUGUAUGAGUGCCGUGAAGGGCUUGUUGGAGCAUCUGAAGGCGAACAGCGACGUGUGGACGGGGGCGCUGUGGUGGGGGGGUGGACCGUGGUGGGGGACCUACAUCUUCGGCUUCGAGCCCCCGAGCAGCACGGGCUACAACUACUACGGCCGCACGCUCAAGACGUACGCGCCUGGCCUCUGA
Messenger RNA from Drepanopeziza brunnea f. sp. 'multigermtubi' MB_m1, 1209 nucleotides. RefSeq lists its product as uncharacterized. The record is from RefSeq and is a predicted model, not a curated record. NCBI's taxonomy places the organism in Eukaryota, Fungi, Ascomycota, Leotiomycetes, Helotiales, Drepanopezizaceae. Gene Ontology annotation, cellular component: extracellular region. Gene Ontology annotation, biological process: glucan catabolic process. Gene Ontology annotation, molecular function: cellulose binding; hydrolase activity, hydrolyzing O-glycosyl compounds.